GGCUCCUCGGCAGCUGCUGCCGCCGCCGCCGCCUUGCCCUCGCUCCUCACUCCCGCGCCCGAGCCCGGAGGAGCAGGGGUCGGAGGAGCGGGCGGCGCCUCCCGAGGCCUCCUCCGUCGUCGCCCGUGCAGGAAAGGCUAACAAAUUGGAAGAUUAUUUUUAGACAACAUAGCCACAAGCAAUUUAACAGAAAUUAACUGCUUCCUUGCAAGUGGAAAGAGUUUCAUCAUUUUCGUAAAAACUGCGGAAUAAAUCAUGCCUGCUUUAUCAGCAGGAUCUGGAAGUGACACAGGUCUGUAUGAGCUGCUGACUGCACUGCCAGCCCAGCUGCAGCCACAUGUGGACAGCCAGGAAGACCUAGCCUUCCUCUGGGAUAUGUUUGGUGAAAAAAGCCUUCAUUCACUGGUGAAGAUUCACGAAAAGUUACACUACUAUGAGAAGCAGAAUCCUGCGCCCAUCCUCCAUGGUGCAGCAGCCUUGGCAAAUGAUCUGGCUGAAGAGCUGCAGAACAAGCAAUUGAACAGUGAGAUCCGAGAGCUGUUGAAAUUACUGUCAAAACCCAAUCUCAAGGCAUUGCUCUCUGUACAUGACACUGUGGCCCAGAAGAAUUAUGAUCCUGUUUUACCUCCUAUGCCUGACGAUAUUGAUGAUGAGGAAGAUUCAGUAAAAAUAAUCAGACUGGUUAAAAACAGAGAACCACUGGGAGCUACAAUUAAGAAGGACGAGCAUACUGGAGCAAUCGUUGUGGCUAGAAUUAUGAGAGGAGGAGCUGCAGAUAGAAGUGGUCUUAUUCAUGUUGGUGAUGAACUCAGGGAAGUAAAUGGAAUUCCAGUAGAAGAUAAGAGACCUGAGGAAAUAAUACAGAUUUUAGCUCAGUCUCAGGGAGCAAUUACAUUUAAAAUUAUACCAAGCAUCAAAGAAGAUAUCCCUUCUAAAGAAGGCAAGAUGUAUAUCAAAGCCCUAUUUGACUAUGACCCUUAUGAGGAUAAAGCAAUUCCAUGUAAAGAAGCUGGGCUUUCUUUCAAAAAGGGAGAUAUCCUUCAGAUUAUGAGCCAGGAUGAUGCUACCUGGUGGCAAGCCAAACAUGAAGGUGAUGCCAAUCCUAGAGCAGGCUUGAUCCCUUCAAAACAUUUCCAGGAGAGGAGAUUUGCACUAAGACGACCAGAAGUAUUAGUUCAACCCCUGAAAGUUUCUAAUCGGAAAUCAUAUGAGGAAACAGUUGAGUGUGAGGAAAUUGAAGAAGAUGCUGAAUGCGCUGGUAACAACAGUGGAACCUAUAUAGCUGGUUUUAGAAGAAGCUUCCGUCUUAGUAGAAAAGAUAAGAAGACAAACAAGUCUAUGUAUGAAUGCAAGAAGAGUGAUCAGUAUGAUACAGCAGACGUCCCGACAUAUGAAGAAGUUUCACCGUAUCGGCGACAAAAUAAUGAGAAAUACAGACUAGUGGUUCUGGUUGGACCCGUGGGAGUAGGAUUAAAUGAACUAAAACGAAAGUUGCUGAUUAGUGAUACACAACAUUAUGGUGUGACAGUGCCUCACACAACCAGAGCAAGAAGAAGCCAAGAAAGUGAUGGUGUUGAAUAUAUUUUCAUUUCCAAGCAUUUGUUUGAGACAGAUGUACAAAAUAACAAGUUUAUUGAGUAUGGGGAAUAUAAAAACAACUACUAUGGCACAAGUAUAGACUCUGUUCGGUCUGUUCUGGCCAAAAACAAGGUUUGUUUGUUGGAUGUUCAGCCUCAUACAGUGAAGCAUUUAAGAACACUAGAAUUUAAACCAUUUGUUAUAUUUAUAAAGCCUCCAUCAAUUGAACGUCUGAGAGAGACAAGAAGAAAUGCAAAGAUUAUUUCAAGUCGAGAUGACCAGGGAACGGCAAAACCCUUUACAGAAGAAGACUUUCAAGAAAUGAUUAAAUCUGCACAGAUAAUGGAAAGUCAAUAUGGCCAUCUUUUUGACAAGAUUAUAGUAAAUGAUGAUCUCACUGUGGCUUACAAUGAGCUAAAAUCAACUUUUGACAAAUUGGAGACCGACACCUAUUGGGUCCCAGUGAGCUGGUUACAUUCAUGAGACUGAAAAAAGAAAAUGUUUCAGAGGCAUCUUUUAACAGGGUCAAUGCUUAAAAAGAAAGUAGUUGCCAUUUUGGUGGAAGGGUUUUUUUAAAUUUCUGUCACUGAUUCAGUUACAAUUUUGAUAAAGUUGAAUGCUGAUAUUAUUUUCUUCUUUAAAGUCCUUUACCAGACUGAAGGUGUGCAAAGAUCUAAAUUUAAUUUAAGUGGAGUUUUGCCCAAUUCUCUAUUCUGAGCUAAGCUUUGAAACAUCUGGUUGUCUUUAAUAUAGCUAUAUAUCCACGAUGAGGUUUAAAUUUUUGUUUAAAAGAGAAGUCACUAAAGACUUUAAUAUAUAUUGGAGAUCAGUGCUUCAGUAGUCUCAGAUGUGGUCACUGCCAUAAAGUUUGCAUGUUAGCAGUCGAAGGUAAUAUCAUUACUUUAAAUUGCAGUCCUUGAGACAGACGGGCAGGACAGCUUCAGUUUUUCUGGAUAGAUCAUCACGGUUUUAACUGGUCUAACUAUCAAGAUGGAUUCUCUUGCUGUCCCCUAAAGUCUAAGGUUUUGGGUUUUUUUUUUUACCUUUACCAUAUAUUCACAGUGUGUAUAUUUAAACUCUUUCAUAAAUGAAUUGCCCAGUGAACUAUAAAACAUAUUCUGAGAAGGGUUUGCGUGCUGUGAACAGACUUUACAUAUGUUUGUAGGUGGUAUAACAAAGACUUUAAUAAAGGAAAAUAGGUUUUUAUUUUAAUAUUAUAUAUGGAACUUUACACAAUUUUCCUUAUGGCAUUAACACUUUAUAAGUUCAGUGCUAUCUUAAGAUAAGUAACAACAGAAUAACUUCUUAUUUUUCAUCAUCGGCAAAAAUUUCUGUAGUCAUUUUAAAGUAGAUUUAUUUGGUCACAAAUUUUUUCCAAUAAAUGAUAGGAAAGUGUUUCACAUUCAAAAAACAGAUAUAUAUGUAUAGGUAACUGUUACAAACACACUCAAUAAGUGUUGCACUGAUUUAUUUAAAAUUAUAAGCAAUUUAUUACCAUAUACUUGAAAAAACCCAAUUCUUUUAAAUGAGAAAACUUCACAUUUUAGCUUUUAUUAUUAUGCUGUUGAGACAAAGAUCCAUUUUUAAUAUUGACUAGACUCCAUCUCAACUGCCUUCAUUUUUUAUAACAGUAAAUGAACAAAUCAUGUAUUUAUACACGAUUAAAUGUGAUUUUUCAUUUUUCUUGACUUACUACUGAUGUGCCGAACUCAGUAAAAAGCUUUAAGAUGCCUGUUACCUGCAUAAGUGAAUUUGCCCUGCAGCUAGAGUGCAGUAGACCUUGCUAACCAAAAAUCAUCACAUUUGUGACAUUCAAAUAAGAAAUGAAUUAUUUUAUGUUCACAUGUAAAGAAGAAUUUAGAUGUCUUGUUUAAAUACAAAAGAAUUUAGUGAAUCUUUAUAUAUUUAUGAAAGGGUUGAAAAGGGAUAGUAGGGUUUUUAAAUUCCUUGUCAGUAUAGUUAUUCGUAAAAAUAGAUUAUUUGUGAAAGUGUAAAUUGAAGAGGUGGUUUUGUAAAUCAGGCUCAACAUUCCAUGUAAAUAUUUGACCAUGCUUCAUGUACAGGUGGACACCAGUUUGUUGUAUUUUAAGUGCAUGUUGGAUAGCCUGGUUUCCCAGCGUUUGUUUCAGGCUUAUCAAGUGAAACAAGUAAAAUAUUAAAAACAGAAACCUCAAAUAUUUCACUGGACUCGACACAUAUUGUUUCUUACCACAGAUAGCUAGAACACAAAUUUUACUCAAAUCAUAAUAAUAAUCAGUAAAUACUCUGUCAAAUUUUUAUUACUGUUUAUUACAGAUUUUUAUUGAUGUUCCAGGCUCACAUAACUAGUAACUUGUUAAUUUAGGGAUGCCAAGUCCGAUGCUGCUCAAGCUGCUCUGACUGAUGGCCCUUGAAAGAAAUGUGAGUCCUGGAUAAAUAUUUUCUUUUUUUGUACACUCAUGAAAAUGUCCUUUAAAUCAUGGCUACCUGUAUAAAAUAUGUGUUAUUUAGCACUCUUUCUCACCUCCCUAACCUUCCCUCCAAAAAAAACCCCAAACAAACAAAAAACCCCACACUCUCUGGAAUAAUCCAGACAACUGAGGCAGUAUUGGACUUUUCAGAAUGUCACUGUCUAAAUAAUUGCCCUGUUUCUCCAAGUCACUUUGUGUACAGAUAAAGCCUUAAUUUAGUGCACGUUUAGUUCUUUUGUUGUUGCUAAGAAAGCCUUCCAGACUUUCCUCUUACUAUAAAUCUGAAGAGAAAAGAGUACUGUUAUUAUAUAGUUAAUUGAAAAUAAUAACACCAAAUACCCAAAAGGAUAUAUUCUGAUCUGUUUCAUUUUGGAUCAUACCUAGAAAAUAUUUAUAUGUGAAGGUAGCCCAUUCCUAAUAUUUUAAUAAAUGAAAGUGAUGGCAAUUUGAAAAGGUUUGCACUUGAAUAAUGUCAGCUAGUGACACAGUUGAGCACACUUACUUUUAGAACACAAUCCUGUAUUUUAAAAACAGCUUUAAUUAAAACUUAAUCUGAAUUUUUUGGACUUAUAGACAGCUAGAGGGAUUUGCCAACAUCGUGUAGCAAGAGGCCGUUGAUUCUGUAUUUUGCCUCCUAACACGACAAUUGCUUUAUGAGCCUCACUGUAGCUCUUGGCAGUAGCUUAACAGACAUAUCCCAAUUCCCAGGCUGGAUUGUCAGCCAGCAUUGAGAGCAUAGGGAACAUUAAAUUUUUAAAAGUCUGUGCAUUAAAAAGCCAAGUUGGAUAUAAAGACAAUCCAAGAUCAGGAUGGAAAAUAUACACUCCUGAUUGACAAACUGAUACUUCUUGUUGUUUAGAGAAGAAGAAGUGUGGGACUGAAUAUGAGGGAGUCAGUAACUGCAGUGAAUUUUCAUUUUUCCUAGACAUUCUUUACCUAGAAUGUACAUAUUACGGCACACUCUCAUUACUGGCUCUGGAUAUGUAGCACUCAAGAGUUUCUGCAGUUAGACGUUGGCCACAUUUUUGUUCAUGCUUCUGAAAUAAAGUGUUUUGAAUUGGGUCUCAGUUAUUGAUUCACCAUUGUAGACUAGAAUGUGCUUUUACUGUGACAUUCAGCCACAUAGGAGAGCUCUUGGUGUUUGAGGAACUGUCAUUCCUGGUACUGUGUCAUGACUUGAAGCCAUUUUCCAUCACGCUAGCAAGGACCUUCACUUUUCUGAUCCACAUCACUGUCAUUAUAAAAACUUCCCCAAGAGAAAGAUGCUAUUAUUUAUUUCUUCUCUCUCUUUCUCUCUCUGUCUCUCUGUCUCUCUCUCUCUCUCUCUGUUUCUCUUUCUCUUUCUCUCUCUCUUUUUACUAAUAAGGCUUUAUAGAAAACCCCAACAGAAGACUUUAAUGUUAAAGUAUAUGCAAAUUGUGAUGUGUAGAGUUGUCUGAGACCUGUUUGACUCUGUUGGUAUCUCGUACUUUGCUGUUUGCUGUAGCAGAAAUGAAGUUAAAAUUUUGUACUGUCAUAUCCAGCACCAUACUUGAACUUGCCAUCAAUUUCUUAGUUGAUGCCAUACCUGAAAUAUAAAUUUACUUUCUUUCACUGAAAAAUAAAUUAUUGACACAUC
Dromiciops gliroides (monito del monte) is the source of this 5646-nucleotide messenger RNA. RefSeq names its product MAGUK p55 scaffold protein 7 (gene MPP7). Lineage: Eukaryota; Metazoa; Chordata; Mammalia; Microbiotheria; Microbiotheriidae. Gene Ontology annotation, cellular component: cell-cell junction; plasma membrane. The transcript is spliced from 20 exons. Gene Ontology annotation, molecular function: protein binding. The record is from RefSeq and is a predicted model, not a curated record. Gene Ontology annotation, biological process: protein localization to adherens junction. Bases 256 to 2061 code for a protein of 601 amino acids.